AUGUACAGCGUUCACCGUCAGCUGCAUCAUUCAACUGUCAUCAAAUGUGCAGUCGAGUGUCAUUUCUUCAACAAGCAUGAAAACAACUUGGUUCUAGCUGGCAUCGAUGAGUUGUAUGUUUUCAGGGCAAGAAAAUGUGACCUUGGAGAUUCAGGCGUUAAUACAACAGUAAAGCUAGAGUGUUUGGCUUCUUAUAAAUUAUUUGGCAACAUUUUGUCACUUCAUUGUUUAAAAUCUGAAAAUUCUUGCAACGAUUCACUGCUUAUUGCCUUCAAGGAAGCUAAGCUUUCGUUGGUUAGUUACAGUGAAGUUGAAAAUGACUUGAAGACAAUUUCCUUGCACUGCUUUGAAAGCCUUUUAACACAAGAAGGUCGACAGAAACAUAAUUAUUUUGUUCCGCUGGUCCGAGUUGACGAGCUCAACAGAUGUGCAGUGUUGUUGGUUCAUGAUACAUUACUCGCCGUAGUGCCGUUGAGAAAUGCGAAUAUGCUACAUGAUAGUGCAUCAUCUUAUACGAUCGAUUUGAAGAAAUUAGACGAACGUGUCAUAAACGUGAAGGACAUUGACUUCCUUCACGGCUACUACGAACCCACUCUGGCAAUCCUCUUCGAACCACUGCCAACAUGGGCUGGACGUGUAGCAGUGCGGAAAGAUACCUGCCAUAUGGUGGCCUUGUCAAUAAAUAUGGAGCAGAGAGUUAGCCCCAUCAUCUGGUCUGUCAACAACUUGCCAUUCGAUUCCUCUCAACUCAUACCUGUCCAAAAGCCAAUUGGCGGCGUGUUGGUGGUGGCGUACAAUUCGCUAAUGUAUUUAAAUCAAAGUUUCCCGCCAUUCGGGGUGUCGCUGAACAGCAUGACGCACUUCUCCACAGACUUCAUUCUCAAGAAGCAAAACAUCAACAUAACACUGGACUGCUCUCGUUUCUGUCUGUUGUCAGCUGACAAGUUCAUUAUUUCCUUGAAGGGAGGGGAAUUGUUCAUAUUGUCACUCUUGGCUGAUGGCAUGAACUCCGUGAAGGGCUUUCAUUUCAACAAAGCAGCCUCCAGCGUUUUGACAUCUUGCAUCUGCCUGUAUGGUGGUCAUUAUGUUUUUCUCGGCUCACGAUUAGGCAAUUCAUUGUUGCUGAAAUACAGUGAAAGACUUGAUGAUCAAGUAGAGACCGGCAACCACGACAGUGAGGUUGAUAAAGAUUUUCAUGAUUGUCCCUUUUUAUUUUUUUCCUCUUUUUUACUUCCCGUAAUAGAAACGUUGGAGAUGGAUAUGUAUGGAGGGGACAAGACAUCAACUAACAAAACAUUCCAUUACUUUUUUGAGGUGUGUGACAGCCUGGUGAACAUUGGUCCUUGCGGGCACAUCGUCAUGGGGGAGGUUGCGUUUCUUUCUGAAGAAUUCUACAAUGCGAAGGAACCAAACGUCGAACUGGUGACGACGUCUGGUUGCAACAAAAAUGGCGCCAUUACAGUUUUGCAGAAAAGCAUCCACCCACAGCUAGUGACAACAUUUGAGCUGCCAGGCUGCGUCAACAUGUGGACUGCCAUUGGACAACGAAAAAAUGUUGAUAACGAAGAGUUUGUUAAUGAUUUGAGUCACUCGAUACUCGUCAUCAGUCGGAGGGACUCCAGCAUGAUCUUGAAGACUGGUCACGAAAUAAUGGAGAUUGAUAACAGUGAUUUCAUCACGCAAACUCCAACAAUAUAUGUCGGUAACAUGGGCAACAACCAAUAUAUAGUUCAAGUAUCACCUACUUCCGUGCGCUUGCUAUGUGGAGUCACCAGCAUCCAGGAAAUAAUCCUGGAGGAAGAUGUAUCGAUUGUCAGUUGCUCUGUGGCCGACCCCCAUCUAUCUUUACUUUCCAGCCAAGGGAUGAUCAUAUACUUCACACUUGUAACCAAUGAUUCGUCACCAGCUCAUUUUGUUAGAAACACACCUACUUGUUUGGAGAGUUACCCUGCAACGGCCAUUUGUUUGUUCGAAGACAAAUCAGGAUUGUUCAACAUUGAUAAUAUCGAAAUCAGCCAAAAGAAUGAUUCUGAAAUGAAAAAUUUCACAAAACCCAACAAAAUGUAUGUUGAUGAGGAUGAGUUAUUGUAUGGUGAAGCAACUAACGAACAGGAUAAUGAUGUCCAAAUGAAUGAUGAUUUACCUCAUGCGAAUCUUGAACACUCAUCCAGUUCCUUCUGGUUGUUUGUUUGCAGAAAAAAUGGUUUCUUGGAGAUUCUCAGUGUUCCCAGCUUCAAACCCCACUUUGGAACGUCCAGUUUGAUUGUUGGAGAGAGACACAUUGUUGAUGAUCUGGAAAGAGGUCCCACGGUUGAUAAUGAUCAGCUCUCUGGACUGGUGAUCGAUGAACUGCUCGUCGUUGGCAUGGGUUACAAACAACUGAGACCCCACAUCAUGGUUAUAAUAAACCAAGAGUUAAUGAUAUAUGAGGUCUUCAAAUCGGCUAAGAUAGUGAAUGGCUGUUUGAACAUUCGAUUCAAAAAAGUUGACCAUCGUCCAGUUGUCAACUUUUACAACAAAAUCAAUUGUGAAGGUGCAUAUAAAGUGACUUAUUUGAAGAAGUUUGAAAAUGUUUCAGGGCUAGAUGGAGUUUUUCUCUCUGGUCAGCGACCUUACUGGAUAUUUAUGACGUGCAGAGGAAUAUUGAGAAUGCACCCCAUGUAUAUAGACGGUCCCAUCAUUUGCUUCACGUCCUUCCACAAUGUCAAUUGCCCUCAGGGCUUUCUUUACUUCAAUUUCAAAAAUGAACUGCGGAUCGCUAUGUUACCUUCGCACUUGAAUUAUGAUUCUUGCUGGCCGUUUCGUAAAAUUCCCUUGAGAAGCACUCCCUACUAUCUCUGCUACCAUUUGGAGUCCAAGCUUUACGUGGUGAUAACCAGUCAAUCAGUUCCAUGUCAAAAGUUAAUUAGAAUUGUUGGCGAUAACGAAAAGGAAAUCGAAACCGUUGAGAAAGAUGCCCGAUUUGUCUAUCCCAAUAUUGAGCAGUUCUCUCUGAAGUUAUUCUCGCCGCUCAGUUGGGAGAUGAUUCCUCAGUGCAGCCACCAGUUCGAGGAGUUUGAGAGGGUGACCUGCAUGCAACUCAUCAGCUUCAAGUCGGAGGGCACCGCAUGUGGCUUGAAGGGUUACAUCGUGUGUGGCACGAGUUAUGCCUUCACCGAGGACAUACCCUGCAAGGGAAAAAUUUAUAUCUUUGAUGUAAUAGAAGUUGUUCCAGAACCUGGUGCACCUUUAACGAAAAAUAAGUUGAAGAUUGAAUAUCAAAAGGAGCAGAAAGGCGGGGUGAGUGCCAUAGCGGGCGUUCAGGGUCUUCUAGCAACUGCCAUUGGCCAGAAGAUUUACAUUUGGCAGUUUAAAGAUGGAGAUUUGAAAGGAGUUGCGUUUAUAGAUACUCAGAUGUAUGCGCACUCAAUUAUCGUCAUUAAAAGUCUGCUGCUGGUCGGUGAUAUCUGCAAAAGCGUAAGUUUAUUGCGAUUCCAAGAAGAGAUGAAAGUUUUAUCACUCGUUAGCAAGGAUACCAAUCUGAGAGAAAUUUAUUGUUUGGGGUUCCUUGUUAGCAACGAACAGUUAAAUUUUAUAGUGAGUGACUCAUAUAAAAAUCUGUCAGUAUUUUCCUACAUGCCGCAAAUGAAAGAUAGUCAUGGAGGCCAACGUCUUAUUCAACAAGCUGACAUAAACAUUGGCAGUCUGGUUAAUUCAAUGGUCCGAAUAAGGUGUACAAAAAGAAAACCGAACACUGAAAAUCUACAUUCUACAUAUUAUUGUACCCUUGAUGGCGGCAUCGGGUGCAUCUUACCGCUUGGUGAGAAAAUUUAUAGAAGGCUGCUGAUGCUGAAUUAUUUCUUGAGUUCCUGUAUACAUCACUACGCUGGUCUCGAUCCCAGAGUCUACACGUCUAUGAAGCAGGACUACAGAUGUCUCGCCACGUCGCACAAAGUCAUCCUCGACGAGCACCUCCUCCUUACGUUCUUCAGCCUAACUUUCCAGGAGAGGCAUGAGUUGGCUAAAAAAAUUGGGUCCUCCGUAGAACAGAUAAUGGCUGAUCUCGUUGAAUUUGAUCAUUUGACGUCACAUUUUUAAAAUUUAUUUUGGACAAUUUUGAAACAUUUUUCUAUUUAAAAAAAAAAUUUCCCUAAAA
Messenger RNA from Helobdella robusta, 4135 nucleotides. RefSeq lists its product as hypothetical. Lineage: Eukaryota; Metazoa; Annelida; Clitellata; Rhynchobdellida; Glossiphoniidae. The coding region runs from base 1 to 4077 and encodes 1358 amino acids. Gene Ontology annotation, molecular function: protein binding; nucleic acid binding. The transcript is spliced from 35 exons. The record is from RefSeq and is a predicted model, not a curated record. Gene Ontology annotation, cellular component: mRNA cleavage and polyadenylation specificity factor complex; nucleus.